AUGCUCUUCGCAUUCUGGGCGGUCGGCCCGAGCUGGCUGCCGAGCGCUCCUACAGGUGCUCCCCAGACGCGCCGCGCCUCGCGCGCUUCUCGCUCCUCCGCUGCUCGCGCGCUCGCCAAGAGCGCGGCCGAGCCAAGCGGCGACCACGCCGAGCCGUGCAAUGUCGUGCUCACGCACACCAACACGGACUUUGACUCGCUGGCCGCUGCCGUGGCUCUCGCCCGGCUGUGGUCCUACCAGCGGCCCGAGGUGCCCACGCACGUCGUGAUGCCCCGCGGCGUCAACCCGCUCGUGGCUCGCUUCCUCGCGUACCACAAGCACCUCCUGCCCGUGCGCGGCUUCUCGACCAUCAACCCGUCCGACCUGCGGGCGGUGGGAGUGGUCGACACGCAGACCCGCGAGCGCCUCGGGCCGGCGGCGCGCUGGCUCGACUGCGCGAGCUACGUGGCGGUGUACGACCACCACGUGGACAACACGCCGAACAUCCAGCACGACGAGCUCGUCAUCGAGCCCGUCGGCUCCGCCACCACCGUGCUGGCGACGCUCUUCGCGCUCGGUAUCCGCGCUGACACGGGCGCGCUGUCGUACCCGGACACGACGGCGCGCGACGGGCACGCGCUGGCGGGCGCGUCGCAGCAUGCGAUCGCCGAGUUCGGGCACGCGCGGCUCUCGGCGGCGCAGCGAGACGUGCUCUCGACGGCGCUCGCGCAGACGGAGCGGUACCGCGACGUGAUGAAGGCGGCGCAAGCCUCAAAGGGCGGCCAGCGCGUCAAGAGCUGGGUGCGGCGACACACGCUCACCGUGCCGACGCAGACGCCUCUCGACGAGCUCGAGGCGAUCCUGAUCGAGCAGAGCGCCGGAAGGCUGCCGGUCGUGGCCGACGACGGCACACUGGUCGGACUCGUCACCCGCACAGACGUCCUCCGCCAGCGCAACCUGUACACCACGGAGGGGCUCGAGCGGUCUCGAGCCUCUCUCUCGCCGCCGCGCGGCGCGGGCACUGCGGCGGGGAGCGGUCACGCAUCGUGA
Molecule: messenger RNA, 1029 nt
Organism: Emiliania huxleyi CCMP1516
Lineage: Eukaryota; Haptophyta; Isochrysidales; Noelaerhabdaceae
Exons: 6
Coding region: 1-1029 (342 amino acids)
Source: RefSeq, a predicted model, not a curated record